CCCGUAGAUAACUUAUCUAAGGCAGUAGGACCUCCCACAUAGCGGAAUUCAAACAUUUGCAGGACCCGCUAACGGAGCAGCGGAAAUAAUAUUUGGCUCUGCGCUUGACUGUUGAUGUUCAAGUAUCGAACUUCUUGACGCAUAUGUACGCCACCGGUUCUGGAGGAAGAGAACUUGUGGCCCAGACACGUGUCUAGGGUCCGUUCUCACGGGCGGUAUUAGAUGAACGACACAAGGUGUCGUGCAUACGCCCUUGCUGCGAUUCUUUGGAAUAGUGCUCGGAUAAGGUGCAGAUUUGCAUCAUUCGAUAGAUGGAGUUCCAGGCAACAAAGGAUGAGAUUGACAAGAUAGACCAAGCUAUCCAUCAAAUCAAUGUAUUGGAGCAGGAUUUUUUGCACCGUCUUUCUCGAAUACGAGAGGAACGUGUUGCACUCCAUGCCGUCCGCUUUCUUGCGGUCAGUACUCUUGCGCCAAUCCAUAGGCUUCCGAAUGAGCUUUUGGAGCAUAUAUUCGUCUUGGGGACUUAUGGACUGCCCUUGGACGAAGAUUGUGAUGCAUUCGCGGGACUUGUGUGCACGGUCUCCAAGAAAUGGCGUGAUAUUGCCGUGGGGUGUCCCGCCCUAUGGAGAAGAAUCAAUGUUACCUGCGUAACAUUGGCCACAUUGGCUUUGCGACUCGAACGUUCGAAGAGUUUAGGUAUCGAUAUCUAUGCCGAUUGGGGCCAUUUUCAUCCCUCAGAGGAGAUUGAAGAGACGAUGUGCAUGAUUCUCCCAUACAUGCGAAGGUGGUCUACCUUUCAUAUCAAUUGCUUUGGGCUGCUCCCUUUUCGUGAGGUUUUAGGCGUAACGAGCAUGCUGAUGGGGGAAGCAUCUCAACUCGAGCACCUCUGUAUCAUCACAGAAAGUCAUGAAGUUCACUAUGAAAGCCCGAUAUCAAUCUCGAUGGCGAUGCCUUCCCUUCGCACAGUUGAGAUCGAGGGAAUAGACAUCCAAUGGAAUUGCAUUGAGAAAGCGUCUGAUGUCAUCAUCAGUUUUGCGCUUCUACCCUGUCAUCUUCUUGACUUUCAAUCUCUGCGAAAGUUGAAGCUAAAAGGACCACGAUAUCCUCAAUCGACUAUACCACCCCAGUCCGCUCUCCCAGCACUACAACAUCUAAUCGUCGAUAAAUGCAUUUUGAACGAUCUCCUUCAGAUCAGCAUGCCAUCGCUGCGCAUGCUGCAGGUCCUUAGAGGCGAUACAUAUUCCUGGGAGAGGCAGAAAGUCCAGUAUCCCAGUUUACCUUCACUGCGAACGUUCAUUUACGGUUCGAAUCACCCAUCGCCUACACCUUUUCUGCUCCAUGUUCUUGGGCUUAUGCCUAUGGUGACCAAGAUCGUUUUUGAUGGGAGCGUACCAUCCGACGCGUUUUUUUGGAGUUGGGCCACGACUCAUCAGGAGUUGAUAUGUCCGCGGCUCGAAGAGCUGAUCUUCCACAACGCAUUCAGGGACCCCACUUUAUCGGUGAAUAUGUUUGUCCAGUCACGGUCAGGUCCAAAAGGAAAACUUCCAUUACCGAUGCGCGGUUGGGCACUGAACUUGGACCCAUCGCUCAGGGUUUUUCACGAGUGCCUCUCAGAAGGGGAUGACGAGAGUGAAAGCGAAAGUGAUGUCUCUGGUGGUUCCGAUUCAAGUGUCGCAGAAUAGUAGCUGUGUCUGUCUCAGGCAGUGACGGAACAGGGUAGGAGAAUUCCUGUGUAGUGAUGAUUGGUGUGGGGUGCAAUUACAUUAGCUUAUCCGGGGGUGUAUUGGAUCUCCCGUUAAGACGAAGAUGAUGCUCCAGCUGCAGCAGCCCGGUCGGCCGUGUACUUGAUGUAGAAUGCCUCUUCCCUGCGUACU
Messenger RNA from Cantharellus anzutake, 1874 nucleotides. RefSeq lists its product as uncharacterized. The record is from RefSeq and is a predicted model, not a curated record. Lineage: Eukaryota; Fungi; Basidiomycota; Agaricomycetes; Cantharellales; Hydnaceae. Gene Ontology annotation, molecular function: protein binding. The coding region runs from base 312 to 1682 and encodes 456 amino acids. The transcript has 5 exons.